This is a messenger RNA of Strongylocentrotus purpuratus (purple sea urchin), 3424 nucleotides long. RefSeq names its product catalase. NCBI's taxonomy places the organism in Eukaryota, Metazoa, Echinodermata, Echinoidea, Camarodonta, Strongylocentrotidae. The record is from RefSeq and is a predicted model, not a curated record. Bases 113 to 1639 code for a protein of 508 amino acids. Gene Ontology annotation, molecular function: catalase activity; heme binding. Gene Ontology annotation, biological process: hydrogen peroxide catabolic process; response to hydrogen peroxide. The transcript is spliced from 11 exons. Gene Ontology annotation, cellular component: cytoplasm; peroxisome; mitochondrion.
AGUAUAGUAUUGAAGCACUUGUUGUGAUUUCGAUCUCCAGCUCUGACGCGGUACUACUGUUCUCUUUCCCAUAAAUCCUUCUCCAUACUCUAGUAAAUCAAAAUCUUAAAAUAUGGCAAACAGAGACAAGGCAGCUAGGCAGCUCGAAGAUCAUUGUACUGCCCAAAAGGGAAAGUCAGAUAGACUGACCACCUCAACAGGAUGUCCAAUCGACAACAAGUUGGCCACCAUGACGGCCGGAGCCCGUGGCCCGGUCCUCAUCCAGGACUUCGUCUUCACCGACGAGAUGUCGCACUUCGGUCGGGAGCGCAUCCCUGAGAGGGUUGUGCACGCUAAGGGAGCUGGUGCCUUUGGAUACUUUGAGACCACGCACGACAUCUCCAAAUACUGCAAGGCUGCACCCUUUGAGUCCGUGGGGAAGAAAACCCCUGUGGCCAUCCGAUUCUCCACCGUCGGUGGCGAGUCUGGAUCGGCUGACACAGCCCGCGACCCUCGUGGCUUUGCCGUCAAAUUCUACUCAGAGGAUGGCAACUGGGAUCUGGUCGGCAACAACACACCCAUCUUCUUCAUCCGUGAUCCAAUGUUCUUCCCUAGUUUCAUCCAUACCCAGAAGAGAAACCCAGUCACUCAUCUUAAGGACCCUGACAUGUUCUGGGACUUCAUCACCCUGCGCCCAGAGGCCACUCACCAGGUCUCCUUCCUCUUCUCCGACCGUGGCACGCCUGACGGCUACCGUCACAUGAACGGCUACGGUAGCCACACCUUCAAGCUCCGCAACAAGGACGGUGAAUACGUCUUCUGCAAGUUCCACUUCAAGUGCGACCAGGGGAUCAAGAACUUGAACCGCCAUCGUGCCGGCGAUCUCUCCGCGACCGACCCAGACUACGCCAUCCGUGACCUGUACAAUUCCAUCGCCACCGGCAACUUUCCAUCCUGGUCCCUUCACAUCCAGGUCAUGACCCAAGAGCAGGCAGACAAGCACCGUGACAACCCCUUCGAUCUCACCAAGGUCUGGUCCCAAAAGGAGUUCCCACUGCUCCCUGUCGGCAAGAUGGUCUUGAACCUGAACCCCAAGAACUACUUUGCCGAGGUGGAACAGAUCGCCUUCUCCCCUGCUCACAUGAUCCCAGGCAUUGAGCCCUCACCGGACAAGAUGCUUCAGGGACGCCUGUUCUCCUACUCGGACACCCACCGCCAUCGUCUUGGCACCAACUAUCUCCAGAUCCCUGUCAACUGCCCCUUCGCUGCCAGGACCCGCAGCUACCAGAGGGAUGGACCGCAGUGCGUGACUGACAACCAAGGAGGAGCACCAAACUACUUCCCCAACAGCUUCACCGGACCCAUGGACAGCAAGAGCUACGAGCAAACUAAGUUCACCUGCCCUGGAGAGGCCGCCAGAUACGAGACCGGCGACGAUGACAACUACACCCAGGCGGGCAUCUUCUGGCGCGAUGUCCUGUCCGAAGCUGAUCGUGAGGCCACCGUAGACAACAUGGCUUCUCACAUCAAGGACGCUGCGGAGUACCUGCAGAAGAGAACUGUUGUGCAGUGGGGCAAGUGCGACGAGGACUGGGGGAAACGUCUUGAGGCCAAGCUUGCUGAAUACAAGACUCAGGCCAGCGCCACUGCUAACCUGUAAGGUCCAAUUUGACGACUUGGAACGACAGUAAGUGGUGGAAGACCAGAAGAUCUUCAUCGUAAUCAUCAGACGUGGCCUUUGUAGCAGAAAAGUUGACACAUCAAACACUUGUAGCCAUCUAUGUAUAUCAUUAUGUUACCAAUCAAAUCAUUUAUACAAAUCAGAAUUUGUAACCAUGAUUUGGUGAUGGGAAAAUUUAUAUUGUAUAUAAAGUUUAAAAAGAGGAAUUUUUGUGGGAGAAUUAUGAGAAAGAUGUAAUACAAUGUUCAUUUCAAUUAUGAGAUGAAAGGAUUUAGCAUGAUGAUGAUGAUGAUGAGUGCAUUUUUUAUUACAUCAAUUAUACAUUUAGCUGAGUUUGUACAUUGAAGCUAUUUGUUCACUGAAAUCUAUGGUUUAAAAAAAGUUAGGUAUGUUUAAUACAAUGUCAAGCAAAGUGGGUGUGUUUCAAAUUAAGUUGUUGGUCGAACUUAGCUGAACUACAUCUGUAGAAAACGGAAGUUCUGAAAAUAAUUCAAUUUGUAAUGGGGCUGAGGGAUCGUGUCAUCAUUCAAAAGAGCUUGUUGCUUUUCUAAUGUAGUGAUCUUCUUUAAUAGUUCAAAGAAAAUUUAAUUAGUUUUAGCUGUGAUAUCUUUUGUGAAAAAAGUUCAGUUUAUUUGCUGACCAUUUCUUUUUUUUGACAUGUAGCAUUAGAUACUCUAUUUCAGGCCAUUUGUGUAAUUUACCUCAAACAACAGUCAUUAAAAGUACUUUCAUAUAGAAAUAAAAAAUUCAUUGCUUUAUUCGAGUAUGUAGUCAAAGGAAGAUUUGAAAAUAUUCCAUUUAUCAUUGAGAAGGCAAUAGCAUUAUUCAAAGCUGCGUUUAUUCAUGUUGUACCCUCAUUAUUUCCUGUUGAUGUUACAUACACCUUUGGUUUUGUCGGCCUCCUGCACAAUUUGUUAUUACAUGUAUAUGGUAACGCAACACAUAGGAAGAUACUGUGAAAACUUCUCUGUUACUUUUUGACAGGCAGAAAAUAUCAUCCCCCCCCCCCCAUGCGGCCUUUGUGUGUAUGUGAUCAAAUUUUAUUUGUUACAUGUUCAUGUUAAUUCACCCGUCUUCCACAAAAAUAUUCAAAUAUUCCUGAAUCGUGUGUUGGCUACAUUGUAUUAGAAAACAUGCAUUAUUAUCAUUGCCAGGUGGAAUUUUUAGUUUUAAUUGUUCAUCUUUCAAAGCAUUCAAGAUACUUUUAGUUAGUAGAAAGUUUAGAAACUUUUGAAGAAGAAAAAAUAAAUCAUUGUUUAUCAAUGGUUAAACCCCCAAAUACAAUUGUUUAGUUUUCAUGACAUGCUUUAUUGCAGUCGAUUCCGCAACUCACAUGGAAUGUUAAAUUUUCUGUUUUAAGAAUUGUCAAUGUAUAUCCAGCUAGCUACCAUUUUUUGUUGUUGACAUUUCAACAUUCAUUGCGUCCCUACAUGUUCGAUCAAUCAUUACAAUGAUAUGCUCUUAUGUGGUGUUGUGGUUCUCUAUGACCUCACUUGUAUAAAAUAUUUGAUAUUACAUUAUAUAAAUAAUCAUGACAUUUUAUUUCUCAACUUGGUCAACUGUCAGCUAUGGAGUUGGAUUUGAAACUUUCCUGGAUAGACCCGUUCACUAAUUUGAUGCAUACUUUUAAAACAAAAGUAUCUGAACAAGCCUUUAGAGGUCAAAGUUGAUAACAUUUUUCCAAAUAGCACAGUGCCAUGUUCUUUCUGAAUGUAUAAAAUUCUUCAUCAGAGACUAUUAAUCUCCAAUAAAAUGUGGAAUGCA